AUGUCAUACGAUUACGAAGCAUAUGAGAUGCCCGAUGACAAUGAAGAGGAGGAAUGGUAUAAUAAUCGAAGUGUCGGUCUUAGUCGGACACCAUCGAAGCCAACACUCGAGAGACACCUGAAACGCGAUCACAGAGGUUCACGUGUCGGCAAAUUGAUCUCCCAUUUUGAAAACUUACAAAAACAACCGGUAAGUGGUCUAAGUAGUAGUUAUGGCAGAUUGGGUGAUAGGCGUAUACCUACACCAAAAAAUGGCUAUUCUAUGGCUAAUAUUGGCCAAAGAACAACAUCUUUAUCAUCUCACGUCAGUAGUAACGGCCAGUCCCAGUGGGGCUCUUCCAGUGCYGGCUAUAAUGGAAUUGCCGGUCAAACAACUACUCCGAAAAAUAUAUAUGGAGGAGCCAGUGGUAGACAAGCAGUUCUGCCAUGUAGUAGAUUAGGAGGAACUGGUAGUCAACUACUAUCGUCUCCAAGUAGUCCUUAUGGCGGAUAUGGUGGUAGUCUUACAACUACUCCGAAAAAUAUAUAUGGAGGAGCCAGUGGUAGACAAGCAGUUCUGCCAUGUAGUAGAUUAGGAGGAACUGGUAGUCAACUACUAUCGUCUCCAAGUAGUCCUUAUGGCGGAUAUGGUGGUAGUCUUACAACUGCACCGACCAAUAUAUAUGGAGGAACCAGUGGUAGACAAGCAGUUCUGCCAUCUAAUAGAUUAGGAGGAACUGGUGGUGGGUUACCAUUGUCUACAAGUAGUCCUUAUGGCGGAUAUAAUGGUAGUCUUACAAUUGCACCGACAAAUAUAUAUGGAAGAGCCAGUGGUAGACAAGCAGUUCUGCCAUCUAAUAGAUUAGGAGGAACUGGUGGUGGGUUACCAUUGUCUCCAAGUAGUAAUUAUGGCGGACUGAGUGGUCAAAGAAGUACUUCUAGAAGUAGCUAUAGUGGUGGUGGACUAGCAAUGCCUCGGACUAGAAGUCUUGGGACAUACAGUUCUGGUGGAAAUCCUAUGGUUAGUGAUAGACUGCCAUCUUUAGAAUCUCUAUCCAUAAGUAAUAAUCAGUAUCUGUUAGCAGCAGUUGAAAAGACUCUAAGAAAUGUGUCUAAAAUGAUGGAUCAAACUGAAGAUCUUAGUCGGACACCAUCGAAGCCAACACUCGAGAGACACCUGAAACGCGAUCAUCGGGGAAAACAUGUCAGUCAAUUGAUCGACUAUUAUGAGGGUCGGGGACGACCACAAACACCACCAACACUACAAAGACAUCUAAAACGCGACCACAGAGGUUCACAUGUCGGCAAAUUGAUCUCCCAUUUUGAAAACUUACAAAAACAACCGGUAAGUAGUAGUUAUGGCGGACUGGGUCAUAGGCGUACAACUACACCAAGCAAUGGAUAUUCUAUGGCUAGUACUGGACAAAGAACAACAUCUUUAGCAUCUCUCUCCAGAAGUAACAGUCAAUCCCAGUGGGACUCUCUCAGUGCUGGCUAUAAUGGAAUCGGUGGUGGUUUAGAAGUUUCUCAAAGAAGUGGAUAUGGUUUGGGUAGUAAUGGCAGUGGCUAUUCAACAACCGGUGGUGGUUGGACACCAAAACCAAUUGGUCCCCAGUAUGAUGAAAGCUCUCAGAGCAGUGGCAAUGGACAUAUGGGUCACGACCAUCAAGGAAAACAUGUCGGCCAACUGGUUGCUAAGUUUCAACAAAUGGGUCAACAGGCUAAAAAUGGAGGACAGGAACCACCGCCACCGCCGCCACCACCGCUUGAUAUCGGUCCGUCGCCCAAUGUUAACGAACUUAUCGCUGAGUUUGAGGCGAAAAAUGAACCACAGGAUGACGAUAACUUCGACUUAGAUAACUUUGAAUGGCCAGAAAUGCCCGGACCGCCCGGACCGCCACCACCAUCACUAGCCAGUUCGGAGGGGUCAUGGUCAGAGUGGGACUGGUACAAAACCGGUCUUACCGGCGCAUAG
Molecule: messenger RNA, 1953 nt
Organism: Oppia nitens
Lineage: Eukaryota; Metazoa; Arthropoda; Arachnida; Sarcoptiformes; Oppiidae
Product: pro-resilin-like
Exons: 1
Coding region: 1-1953 (650 amino acids)
Source: RefSeq, a predicted model, not a curated record